Molecule: messenger RNA, 240 nt
Organism: Diaporthe citri
Lineage: Eukaryota; Fungi; Ascomycota; Sordariomycetes; Diaporthales; Diaporthaceae
Exons: 1
Coding region: 1-240 (79 amino acids)
Source: RefSeq, a predicted model, not a curated record
AUGAUAGCUUUUGACGAAACUUUCACUGAGGACUGUCUUCUCAAGCAGACCACGCUCGGCGAUGACCUGUCCUCCCAGAAUGUGCUCCUAAUCCGGCGUCUUCGUCCUGCCAGGAGAUCGGUAACCUUGUCCGUGACGAGCAACGACAGGAUAGUCCAGGAGGUCUUCGAAGAGGGCGAGGCCCCCAAGCAGGCCCAGCCCAUCCACCGCAUCCGCGCCAAUUUGUCAGUCAAGAUCUGA